UAACUACUUUCCAAAACAGCAAUAAUAAACGGGCAAAAGCCAAGACUCAAUCAAAACGUUGUUCAUAUUUGACAAAUUUCCAGCCAUUUUUUAGCUCUAACUCAGAAACACCGCCAAGAAUUUGGUACCCAUUUUUGUUGACUUCCCAAUAAACCCAUAUCUCUACUGAACAGAGCAGCAUCAAGAUUCUGAAGAAGCCAUUGUUUUGCAUCAAGCUCCAACUCCAAGCUCUGUUUUUUUCUCUCAGACAUUUGAAGAAGCAGAAAUUAGAAUGGGUGACAGAUACAAUCGAUUCAACCCCAAGAAUCUUCGCCAGAAAAGCGUGUUUCUGCCCAUGCUCUGUUCGAAGCCGGCUAUCAAAGACGGCCGGCAGCCGAAAUGCGACCGAGACCGAUCGGAGUCAUUUUCUGGCGACCCUUUAUCGCCGAGAAUUGGGUGUUUGGGUCAAGUUAAGCGGAAUAACAGAGUCGCCGGUCUUCCGAUUUCCCACAGAAUUUUGAUCACCACCAAAAAUGCCGUCCUCAACAACAGGAAGGGAAAUAACGCCAAUGUUGGGUAUUUCAAGUUGAAGAAAUUCUUCUCCAGCAAAAAUCUCUUGGCUUCCCCCUCAGCCUCCGCCAGGUCCGCCGCCCCCACCGCCGCGUCGGUGUCUACGGCCGCCGCCAACGGUUGUGGCAGUAGAAGAAGGGCGGCGCCGAACUGCGCAAUUUCGGGUAAGAAGGAUGUUUCUAGAAAUGGGAAUUGCAAUUCGUUUAGCGUUGUGGAUUUGGAUCCGCCGUUGCCGGUGGUCCGGCGAGUGCAGAAGGCCGGAGAAGAAAGGGGUGAAACGAACAAUCUCUGGAAGAGGAGGUCCAGCGGGACCGUAUUACAGAGCUUACAGAUUCAGCCAAUCCACAUCCCAAAGCAUCGGCUUCAGAUCACGACUAUUUGAUGAGAAAAUUGAAGUGGGUAGCUCACAAAUUCAUCAAAGAUUCAACGGAGUGUUGUGUAAAUGAUCUGUUCUCUUUAGUUUUGUUUCUAGUUUUGGUUGUGUCUCAAUCACAGGCGCCGGAGCCGGCGACAAUGUGAUUGUUACUCAUAAAUCAUAAUGUUCAUAAAUUUUUUACAAGUUCCAAUUUUGAGUGACGUGUUCGUUCUAAAUUCUUGCACCUGAAACGCAUCAGAUCUGAAGAAAGUGGCAGAUAUGUUCUAACAUUGACAAUUUUGUUUUAUCUCUCCCAAUUCCAAGAUGCAGCCAUUGGACUUGUUUUACUACAUGAGUGUUGUGCAGAAAAAUCUGCUCCAUUUUCCAAAGAAAAUUUGAUCAGAAAAGAAUCCUUUUUCUGCUUUCACCAAACAGGGCUCUUUCUUUUUGGGGGCGUGGACAUUUGGGCUGCUCCUGCUGCCUGCUACUGCUUUAAUAUUUUUGUCCACUUGCCACGUAAGCUAUGGGAGCUACUGGAUAACUCUGGCUUUGUGCCUGAUAGUUGUUUUAGAAAAUAACCUUCUAUUUUCCUUUGUAAUCUUAAUCAACAUCUAAGAACAAACAUGAUUUGAGAGUAACCUCAUUUUUUAAAAAAUUGUUAUUGAACGAAAUUUAAGGUGUUGAAUGCUUAUCGGUACGAUUAUAAUUAGCAACAACUUUUUUGAUCUACCAAAUAUCAAGAAGAGGCAUGCACAAGUUAUGGUGGCUCCAGAGAGGAAGAGAACUCAGUGUACUCAUAAGCAUAUUUUGAAGAUUUUCAAAGGUCAACAAGAGCUAAGUUACCAAGGGCAAAGAGCUGGAAGAAGAAUCAAGAAAAUUCCUAUGUCAAAGAGAAGGACCAACUGCAUGCAUAUGAUGGCCACCCAUCGCACACGCCCAACCGCAUGCACAGCUCGCUAACCUUGCAAGCAUACGUCCACGCCCACACUAUUGCUUAGCCCUAUGCGCCAAUGCCCCUGUCUAGCACCCAUGUCUGCCCAUGGCCCCGGUGUCAGUGCAAGUGCCACUUCCGCACGUGCACUCGUGCAUUGCCAGCACCCAUGCCCGCAUGCCCCUACGCGCACGCUAGUCUGUACACGCCCUGGUCUGCCUACGCCCUUUGCUUGUUGUCAAGGGGAUGCCCUAUCCACCUUUGUUGUUCAAGGAAAAUACUUUCCUUAUUUGUUUGAAGAAUUAGUUUUUGUAAUUCAUUUUAGCAUUUUAGACCAGCAUAUUUUCGAUUUAAGGAAAAUUGUUUAGUAUUUAAUUUUUAAUUCCUUAAUUUUAGGAUUUUAUUUUGUCCUAUUUUCCCCUUGUAUCAGCCAUGGUCUUCGCCUAUAAAUAGGCUCCCUUAAAAUCUUGAUGCAAUUUACAAUUGUUGAAUAAAAGUGUCUUCCUUUGAUGCA
Momordica charantia (bitter melon) is the source of this 2349-nucleotide messenger RNA. Its product is annotated as myotubularin-like protein. NCBI's taxonomy places the organism in Eukaryota, Viridiplantae, Streptophyta, Magnoliopsida, Cucurbitales, Cucurbitaceae. The record is from RefSeq and is a predicted model, not a curated record.